CAAGUAGUAGCGAGCGGCGGCGGUAGUGUGUUUUUCGCGUGAAUGUAUGCGUGCGCUUGUGUUAGUUGUGUGAGUGUGAGUGUGAGUGUGUGCGAGCAAGAGCAGCAGCGUACCACCGAGUGUGGGUGUGUGUGUGUAAGUGUGUGGGUGUGUGUGUGAGUGCGAACGGUGAUAUAUAGAUAACAGCACCGCGCGCGCGUUUUUGGGCACUACGCGCCACCUCACCGCCCGUUCACGCGCACCGUGUGCCACCACCGCUACCACCCCCACCCCCAUCAGUACUGUCAAACACACACACACACACACACACACUCUCCUCGGCCCGUGUGUAUCGUCCGCCACCACCACUGCCCGCCACCGCAGCCGCCGCGUAUAGUGGUGUCGUCGUCGCCGCCGCCGCCGCUGCCGCCGCCGCAGCCGCCGUCGUCGUCGUUGUCACCGCCGCCGCCGCCGCCGCCGCCGUCGUCGUCGUCGUCGUCGUCGUCGUCGCCGUCGUCGCCCCGUCGUUAUUGUUUUCGUGGUGGUGCGAACGAGUAACAACAAUAACAAUAAAACCGGUGUCGCCUCUAAACGAGCCGUAGCCUAGUGCUGGCCUCCGCCCCGCCGUCGCCGCCGCCGCCGCAGCAGCAGCCGCAGCCGCCCUCCCGCCGGAAAGCCACAAAAAUAGGCUGGCCUAAUGUUAUGGGGUGUUUUGGAAGCGCCGCGGCCAAGACGGACCACGACGAUGCGAAAAAGGGCAAGGAGACGAACAAAAAGAUAAACCAGCAGCUGCAAAAGGACAAACAGGUGUACAGGGCCACACACAGAUUACUGUUGUUGGGAGCUGGAGAAUCUGGUAAAAGCACAAUUGUUAAACAAAUGCGAAUAUUGCACGUAAAUGGAUUUAGUGAAGAAGAAAAAAAACAAAAAAUUGAAGAUAUUAAAAAAAACAUUAGAGAUGCCAUAUUGACAAUUACAGGUGCCAUGAGCACACUCACCCCACCAGUACAAUUAGAACACCCAGAAAAUCAGUUUAGGGUCGAUUAUAUGCAAGAUGUCGCCUCCCAACAUAACUUUGAAUAUACAACGGAGUUUUAUGAACACACAGAAAUACUGUGGAAAGAUAGAGGUGUACAGUCUUGUUUUGACAGAUCUAAUGAAUAUCAACUCAUUGACUGUGCUAAAUAUUUUCUCGAUCAAGUACACAUUAUCAGGCAACUAAAUUAUACCCCUUCGGAACAAGACAUACUUAGGUGCCGUGUUUUAACUUCUGGUAUAUUUGAAACACGAUUUCAAGUUGAAAAAGUUAAUUUUCAUAUGUUUGAUGUGGGAGGCCAACGAGAUGAAAGGCGUAAGUGGAUACAGUGUUUUAAUGAUGUCACUGCCAUCAUAUUUGUGACUGCUUGUAGUAGUUACAAUAUGGUUCUUAGGGAGGAUCCCACUCAAAAUCGACUCCGUGAGUCAUUAGACUUAUUCAGAAGCAUAUGGAACAAUAGAUGGUUGAGAACGAUAUCAGUAAUAUUGUUUCUGAAUAAACAAGACUUACUAGCAGAAAAAAUCAAGGCUGGUAAAUCUCGGCUAGAAGAUUAUUUCGCCGAAUUCACCCGUUACCAAACGCCAAUGGAUGCUACUCCUGAUCCAGGAGAAGAUCCUCCAGUUAUUCGCGCCAAAUAUUUCAUCCGAGAUGAGUUCCUUCGCAUCAGUACUGCCAGUGGCGAGGGUAAACAUUACUGUUAUCCACAUUUCACCUGCGCUGUUGACACUGAGAACAUCAGACGUGUGUUCAAUGACUGUCGCGACAUCAUACAGAGGAUGCACCUGCGCCAGUACGAGUUGCUAUGAUCUCUCCCUUACCCACUCACAUAUACAUACACAGGUCUCUUAAUUAUUCUGCAGCAAUUUUGAUAUACCUAUCUACGAAGACUAGAAUAAGAAGACCAAAUACAGAAGGCUACCCACUUGAAAAAUGACCCAAAAGAGUCAAACUAAUAAACGACCAGAGGCUAUGCUGCGGUCAAUUUGUUGCUAUUUUAACCAGGAAUCACAGGUUAUCAAAUCCAAAAUCAUUUCAACAAACCUAAACAUUUCAGUAGUAUGUAAUUAAGAUUGAUUCCUUGUGGUGAGCGUUCUUUUACAAGCAGCCAAAUAAGGUUUUUGCAUAAGGAAUACAUAUCUAGAUAUUAGGACCUUUGAAGAUAUAUAGGUACCUAUGUUUGCCUAGUCACAAUUUUAGAUAAUUUAUUAGCAGAAGUAGUUAAAAAAAAUUAACAAUUAAAUUAAAUCCUAUACAAUUAUAAAACGUUUAAUUUAAUAUUUGUUUUAUUAUGUUCAAUGUCUAGUACAAUGAAUAAAUUCACCAAUAAAUACAUUUGUUUUUUUUUUUUGCUUUUAAAAUUGGUGAUACAUUUUUCUAACAUAUAGUAAUAUUAUAGUAUGUAAAAUUACAUUGUCAAUGGUUAUAUUAUUGUUAACUAUUAUUUACCAGGUACAAUAAUGUCCUAACCUAAUGAUUAUAUUAUUUGUAUUAAUAAUGGAUACCUAGUUCAAGCCUGUUUACUACAGUUGAAUGUCCAAAUUCAAUGAUGUAAAUAAUUGUAUGCAUUAAUAUAACUUUUUUAACUAUAUAAUAUUUGCAACGUUCCAUUACAAAAAAAAAAUCGCACAAUUGAAAGUAUAUAUUUAUUAUUUAAAUAUAUAUAAAUUAAUUUUUAAUAUUACCGUUAUGAAUGUUAUACCAGUAAAUCCAAUGGUAAAAUUUCCAAAUCUUAUGUAAUUACGUGUAUAGACAAAUAUAACUAAUUAUUAUAUUAUGUUUGUAACUUACUAGUUUCUUUAAAUUAUGUAUUAUUUGUUUCUUGUUAUAAGUCUUAUUUAUAAGUUAUUAUAUAUUUUUUUUCUCUGGGAUAAUAUAUGCAUUUUUAAAAGAACAACAAUUUGUUAACAUAACAGAAAAGCAUAAUUAAAAAUUGGGAUAUAAGUUUCCUGUGCUUAUAAUCAAUAUUAAUUGUGCAACAUGAACUUAUACCAAUAUUAUGUUUAUAUUUAUUUAUUUAUUUAUUUACAUUUAAUUUUCUUUUUGUUUGGUGCUGCUUGCUUAUACUUCCUUCAUCUCUCCAUCCUCCGUUAUUAUCAAUUCUUGUAAACUAAAAAAAAAAAAACAUGUACAAUUAUUAAAUCUAGGUUUUGAUUUUUAAUUUUCAUAAGUUAACCAGUGUUUUUUUUCUUCAGAGGGUGAUAUUAAAACUAGGACUUUUUUAAAAUGUUGUUUAUUUACAUUAUUAUUAUUAUUAUUAUUAUUUUUUUUUUUUGUACAUAGAUUUAGUGUGAGGGUCUGCCAAUAUAUAACAUCACCGUGCGAGAGUCAGUUGAAACCAUUAUUGUAAAAUUAGUCGUUCUUUUCAUUAUGUUAUAUUAUGUGUGUAUCUUUAUUUAUGUAUGUAUAUAUGUAUGUAUG
This is a messenger RNA of Metopolophium dirhodum (rose-grain aphid), 3433 nucleotides long. RefSeq names its product guanine nucleotide-binding protein G(s) subunit alpha (gene Galphas). Gene Ontology annotation, cellular component: heterotrimeric G-protein complex. The transcript is spliced from 12 exons. The record is from RefSeq and is a predicted model, not a curated record. Gene Ontology annotation, molecular function: G-protein beta/gamma-subunit complex binding; GTPase activity; G protein-coupled receptor binding. The coding region runs from base 682 to 1821 and encodes 379 amino acids. Lineage: Eukaryota; Metazoa; Arthropoda; Insecta; Hemiptera; Aphididae. Gene Ontology annotation, biological process: adenylate cyclase-activating dopamine receptor signaling pathway; sensory perception of chemical stimulus.